Messenger RNA from Hydatigera taeniaeformis, 1536 nucleotides. The record is from the annotation of a GenBank genome assembly. NCBI's taxonomy places the organism in Eukaryota, Metazoa, Platyhelminthes, Cestoda, Cyclophyllidea, Taeniidae.
AUGAGUAAGCGAGCUUAUCUGUGUAUUACUGAUGGAAGCGACUCCAAAGCUAACGAUCCCAGUGCAUGGGCUAUCGUUAGGCCUCGAAAACGUCGUAGUCGUUGGUCCAAUGCAAAUGAUGAUAAAACCUACGUACCUGGAAUGCCCACACAGUUGCCUCCAAAUCUGACUCCUGCUCAGGAGAAGAUGUAUAUUUUGCAACUACAAAUAGAGGAUAUUACAAGACGCUUAAAGACUGGCGAUUUGGGCAUUCCGGCAAAUCCUGAAGAUAGGUCUCCGUCACCUGAACCGGUUUACAGCAGUGACGGGAAGCGACUAAACACUCGUGAAUAUAGAACACGAAAAACGAUGGAGGAGAAUCGGCACAAUUUCAUUCAGCAAAUGUUGGAGUUAAAUCCUGAUUACAAACCUCCUAUCGACUACAGAGCGCCACAAAACAAAAUUACGGACAAGAUAUUCAUACCACAAGAAGACCAUCCUCAUAUUAAUUUCGUGGGCUUGCUUAUUGGGCCGCGAGGGAAUACUCUCAAAGCUCUGGAAAAAGAGACUGGGGCGAAGAUUAUUAUUCGUGGUAAAGGUUCCGUCAAAGACGGGAAAUUGAUUCGCCGAGAUGGGAUGCCUAUUCCCGGUGAAGAUGAACCCCUUCAUGCUUUCGUUUCUGCUGCUACUCCAGAGUCGUGUCAGAAGGCCGUGGAGAAGAUUCAAAGUAUUAUCCGUCAGGGCAUUGAGGUACCUGAGGGCGAAAACGACCUGCGGAAGUCGCAGCUCCGUGAGCUGGCACUCCUCAAUGGUACUUUACGUGAGCAUGAAGGUUUGGCGCGUUUGAGAGCAAUGGCGGAUGCACAGAAUAUUGCUACUAAUAAGAUUCAGUGUACCAUGUGUGGUGGUUUCGGUCAUCUUGCGUCGGACUGUAAAUUACGCGACCCUUCUGUCACCAUGGAGCAUAUGGGUAUCAAUCCAAUGGAAAGGGCUAAGAUGGACAGCGAGUAUACUGCGCUUAUGGCGGAGUUGGGCGUUGGCUAUGGUGGGGGUGGUGCCAAUCUGCCUCCAGGAGUUGCGCCUGGUAUGCGGUCCGUACGAUCGGGCCCACCAAAGCAGCCCCCACCACCGGGCGUAGCUCCUGCACCAGAAGAGGAGGGAGAAGAAAAAGGCAGCGGAACCCCCACUUCGACAGCGUCAGUAAUGCCACCACCUCCACAGAUGCCGGCUCACCCGACUGCUUGGGGUUACAUGGGUGUUCCAAAUCCCGGCGCUGCUUAUCCUCCGGCCGUGCCACCGGCAGGGCCACCUGGUGCUUACGUAGCUGGUCACUACCCUCCGCCCCCGCCUCCGCCGCCACCACCGGGGCAUCGUGGAUAUCAGGGCUGGUACGGACCUGGGCCAAGUGGGCCUUGGCCUCACCCCGGAGGUCCAGGAAUGCCGCCUCGUCAAAUGGGUUAUGGCGGUGAUGGGAGUGGUGCUGACUACUGGGCUCAAACUGCCGGUUACGGUUACUGUCCCCCUCCACCACCGCCUCCUCCUGCUCCUGGUCUUUAA